Molecule: messenger RNA, 1428 nt
Organism: Plasmodium malariae
Lineage: Eukaryota; Apicomplexa; Aconoidasida; Haemosporida; Plasmodiidae
Gene: UAP56
Product: ATP-dependent RNA helicase UAP56, putative
Exons: 2
Coding region: 1-1428 (475 amino acids)
Molecular function (GO): RNA helicase activity; ATP binding; RNA binding
Source: RefSeq, a predicted model, not a curated record
AUGGCAACGAUUGAUCAUAGUGUUCAAGAUGAAUUAGUCGACUAUGAAGAUGAUGAAAAUAUAUUAGAUACUAAAGACGUAAAAGGAAAUUUAGAAAAUAAUAUAUUAAAUAAUAAUAAUAAAGGAGUUAAUGAAAAUGGUGCUAUGAGAGGAAGUUAUGCUACUGUUCAUACAGGAGGGUUUAAAGAUUUUUUCUUAAAACCAGAAUUACUAAGAGCAAUUAGCGAAAGUGGUUUUGAGCAUCCCUCGGAGGUACAACAGGAAACCAUCCCGGCUGCAAUAACAGGAACGGAUAUAUUGUGUCAGGCAAAAAGUGGGAUGGGUAAAACGGCUGUUUUCGUUUUGUCUGUUUUACAGCAACUGGAUACGAACGAUAACAAAGAUUUAAAAGAGGAGAAGGAAUUAAAUAAUAACAGUAAUGUUAGUGGAACCAUGAAUAAUAGUAAUGCUAAUAAUAGUAAUAACGUUUCAAAAAAUAAAUAUGUUAGAUGUCUUGGUUUAGCACAUACACGUGAAUUAGCAUAUCAAAUAAAAAAUGAGUUUGAUCGAUUUAGCAAAUAUUUAAAAAAUGUACGUUGUGAAGUAGUAUAUGGUGGUAUAGCAAUGGCUAAGCAUAUUUCAUUAUUUAAAGAAGAUAAUAUACCACAUAUAAUAAUUGGUACACCUGGACGUAUUUUAGCAUUAAUAAGAGAAAAAUAUUUAGUAACAGAUAAAAUACAGCAUUUUGUUCUAGAUGAAUGUGAUAAAUGUUUAGAAAAAUUAGAUAUGAGAAGUGAUGUUCAGAAAAUUUUUAUUUCUACUCCUUUGAAGAAACAAGUUAUGUUUUUCUCAGCAACUAUGGCAAAAGAAAUGAGAGAUGUGUGCAAAAAAUUUUUACAGAAUCCUGUGGAAAUAUUUAUUGAUGAUGAAGCAAAAUUAAAAUUACAUGGUCUAUUACAACAUUAUGUUAAAUUACAAGAAAAAGAUAAAACAAGAAAACUAAUCGAAAUUUUGGAUGCUCUCGAAUUUAAUCAAGUUAUUAUAUUUGUAAAAUCUAUUACAAGAGCUAUUACACUAGAUAAAUUAUUGACAGAGUGUAACUUCCCAUCAAUAGCUAUACAUGGUGGUUUAGAACAAGAAGAAAGAAUUGAAAGAUACGAUAAAUUUAAAAAAUUUGAAAACAGAAUAUUAGUUUCUACAGAUUUAUUUGGUAGAGGAAUAGAUAUAGAAAGAGUUAACAUUGUCAUUAAUUAUGAUAUGCCUGAAAACUCAGAUUCGUAUUUACAUAGGGUCGGAAGAGCAGGACGAUUCGGCACCAAAGGAUUGGCAGUUACUUUUGUUUCAUCUCAGGAAGAUACUUUAGCAUUAAAUGAAGUUCAAACAAGAUUUGAGGUAGCUAUUUCGGAAAUGCCAAAUAAAAUUGAUUGUAAUGAGUACAUUAACCAGUAA